CAGCCCUUUUGGAGGAUGCUGGCCACAGGAGCGGCUGUAAGCACGGCGCUGGCGCAGGUGGACCGCGAGAAGAUCUAUCAGUGGAUCAAUGAGCUGUCGAGCCCCGAGACGCGGGAGAAUGCGCUUCUGGAGCUCAGCAAGAAGCGGGAAUCGGUCACUGACCUGGCCCCGAUGCUCUGGCACUCGUGUGGGACCAUCGCUGCACUCCUUCAGGAAAUAGUGAACAUCUAUCCCUCCAUUAACCCUCCCACGCUGACGGCGCACCAGUCCAACAGAGUGUGUAACGCCUUAGCUUUGCUGCAGUGUGUGGCUUCGCAUGUAGAGACACGAUCAGCGUUUUUGGCAGCCCACAUCCCCCUGUUCCUGUAUCCAUUCCUGCACACCGUCAGUAAAACGAGACCCUUCGAGUACCUUCGUCUCACCAGCCUUGGAGUCAUCGGAGCAUUGGUAAAAACAGACGAGCAAGAAGUGAUUAACUUCCUGUUGACGACAGAAAUCAUCCCACUGUGCCUGCGCAUCAUGGAGUCCGGCAGCGAACUCUCCAAGACGGUUGCAACGUUUAUCUUGCAGAAGAUCUUGCUGGAUGACACGGGCCUGGCCUACAUCUGCCAGACCUACGAGCGAUUCUCUCACGUAGCCAUGAUCCUGGGGAAGAUGGUACUGCAGCUGUCUAAAGAGCCUUCGGCCCGGCUGUUGAAGCACGUCGUACGCUGUUACCUGCGCCUCUCUGACAACUCCAGAGCGAGAGAGGCGCUCCGUCAGUGUCUGCCCGACCAGCUGAAGGACACUACCUUCGCCCAGGUGCUGAAGGACGACACCACCACCAAACGCUGGCUAGCCCAGCUGGUCAAGAACCUGCAGGAAGGACAGGUCACAGACCCCCGCGGAAUCCCACUGCCUUCACAAUAACGCACACGGAGACCUCAUCCAAAACCUGACACAGAAACAGGGUCAUAAGCCAACACAUCUCUCUGUAGCUGGAGUUUUACAUGCUUACACACACAACACGGACUGUUCUUGUACUCAAGAGCACUUAGACUUGAGGGGUUUUUGCCAAGACUUAGGAAAGGUGCUUAACGUUUUGCUUUCAGGUUCUUUAAGCAAAUUUCCACGGACGUUCUGGACUUUACUGGACUUGCCAGCAGCAAAACAUACUCCAUCGUUUUUUUUUGUUUGUUUGUUCUGUUUAUUUUUUUGUUUUUGUUUUUUUGAAGGCCUGCCUCUCCAUCAUUCUCUCUCUCUCUUACGGUCUUACAGACUGAGCCCCCUCUUGCACACAGCUGGUAGAAACAUUUGAAUACUGUAAAAUACAACUGAAUCAUUCUACAGCUUGGUGCGCAGGGGUUGGGGGGAAGGGGUGGGAUUUGCAAGGGGUUGUAAAAAUUGAUUUUUGUAAAAUAUUUUGGAUGGUGGUGUUACUGUGUUUACUUUAUUUCAGUGCAUAAAGGGGCUUUAUGAAAUAUUAAAUCAUGUAUGGCUUUUUGAUUCUGGAGUCUGCUGCUUCACAGCUUCACACGUCCUGUAUAAAACACAAAGGUCCCGUCGUAAAAUAUGACGAUCCGUUAAAACGCUAAGGAUUAUUCUGCGGUCGAUGCAAUAAUCUUUGACUGUAAUGCUUCUCGCAGGGGGCUCUGAGUGUACAGAUGAAUUAAGAACCUAAUUUUGUGUAAACUGAGGGGCUGACGACUUAUUUUCAGUACUCCUCCAUUAAAGAUGCAGUGUGUAAGAUUUAAGAGAUCUAUUAGCAGACAUGAAAUAU
Messenger RNA from Colossoma macropomum (tambaqui), 1759 nucleotides. It is a transcript of the gene cnot9, whose product is annotated as CCR4-NOT transcription complex subunit 9. Gene Ontology annotation, biological process: negative regulation of translation; mRNA catabolic process. Gene Ontology annotation, cellular component: CCR4-NOT complex; P-body; CCR4-NOT core complex. The coding region runs from base 16 to 909 and encodes 297 amino acids. The transcript has 8 exons. Lineage: Eukaryota; Metazoa; Chordata; Actinopteri; Characiformes; Serrasalmidae. The record is from RefSeq and is a predicted model, not a curated record.